This is a messenger RNA of Glycine soja, 1668 nucleotides long. Its product is annotated as transcription factor GTE12-like. The record is from RefSeq and is a predicted model, not a curated record. Lineage: Eukaryota; Viridiplantae; Streptophyta; Magnoliopsida; Fabales; Fabaceae. Gene Ontology annotation, molecular function: protein binding. The coding region runs from base 1 to 1668 and encodes 555 amino acids. The transcript is spliced from 10 exons.
AUGAGCCGAUUGAGAAAACUGCAAAAAACAGAAGGGCAAAGGAGAAGCCCACGAAUAUCUGCAUUGGAGGCUGAGGCUCAUGUCCAUUCAAUGAGGCGCCACUUGGACAACGGUCAGGGACCUGCAUUCCGAACUAGGGGCAGAAAGAACACAAAACUGAGGCCAAACAAGGGUGUGAAGCAUUCCUGCCAUCAAGAUAUUCAAAAGAAAAGUGGUGAUGAUAAACCAUCAAAACUGCCAUCUUCACCUUCGUUGCCUGAGAAACAAAUACUUCAACUUGUACUUGACACUUUACAAAGGAGAGACACGUAUGAAAUAUUUGCUGAACCAGUUGACCCAAACGAGGUUGAGGAUUAUUAUGCAAUCGUUAAAGAGCCUAUGGAUUUUGGCACCAUGAGGGCUAAAUUACACGAGGGGAUGUACAGGAGUCUAGAACAAUUUGAGGUUUACAGCCUUUAUUUUAUAUAUGCUCACGUGCAUGAUGUUUUCUUAAUAUUCGACAAUGCAAUGCAUUUUAAUUCUUCUGGUACCAUCUAUUUCAGGCAGGCUCGUGUAAUCAAUGAACUAGCUAAGAAAGUUUUUGAUCUAUUAAAAAACAAUCCUGAGAAGUUUGAAUUGGAAUUCUCAGAAACAAGGCGAAAAGUAGGUCGGAGAAACCAAGGAGAUUCUAGGGAUUCCACAGACCUGAAAUCCAGUGAAAUAGCUAGUGGUGUGCCCUCAAAAACUGUGCCAUGUUCUUCUCGUGGUACACCAAACAAGAGAAGCUUUAAGGCAAAUCAUGGGUCUAAGCAUGUUGAGAUUACUGCAGGUAAGUUACUCUGCAGAUCUUCUGAGAUUGAUAGGCGAUGUACUUAUAGACCUUUGUCCCUUGAGGAGGAUAAGUCAAUAUUUUCAACAGUAUAUGGUAAAUUGAAACUGCUUGAGCACGUAAAUCAGCAAGAUAUUGGCUACAAAGAUAGCUUGAUGUUGUUUGCUAAAGAUUUAGGACCCACUGCACAAAAUAUUGCUAAAAGGAAAUUACUUGGAUGUGAAAUUCGUACAGCAUCUACUUCUGCUCCAUGCAGGCCAGAUACUUCUAAUGGAAGGGAAAAGGUUGAAGGCACAUUGAAUGCUGAAAGAGAGAAAGACUGCAGGCCCUUAGAUGGUAAUGCUUUGGGAUGUCACAGGUUGUCCUUAGGGUGUCACAAAGAGUUCCCAAACAAGAGUUUCUGUUUUGAUUCAUCCUAUUUGCAAGCUUGUGCUGAAGAUUUUACUUACUCAGAUCAAGGAUCCAAAGAAACUGGUAAGAAGUCUGUGAGGAUGUUACUGGACAGAUCAAAGUUGCUUAAUCAAGAAAAUUUGUCUGUUUCAGUCCUAGAGAAUUUUAAAGCUGGUAGUGUGGUAAACUCAAGGUUAGAAAACAGUUGUGAGCUUCAAAGUCAACCUCAGGCCAUAGAAAGUAGUGAUGUUUCAGGUUACGUUCAAGAAAAAAGCCAAUUGCAAAACAAUUUCAUGUUUCGUUCAAAUUGUGCAAUGGGUGAUCGUGAAGGAACAAAUGAGAUUAGUUGCUCAGCUGAUCAGGCCAUGAAGAUUUUAAAAUCAGACCAAACUGUGUCGUCGGCUUCUAGUUUUGUUUUCAAUCUUCCAUAUUUGAAGACACGACUUGAUCAGAUAAAUUCCUCAGAGUAA